Messenger RNA from Eremothecium gossypii ATCC 10895, 918 nucleotides. Its product is annotated as AER204W-Ap. NCBI's taxonomy places the organism in Eukaryota, Fungi, Ascomycota, Saccharomycetes, Saccharomycetales, Saccharomycetaceae. The coding region runs from base 1 to 918 and encodes 305 amino acids. The transcript has a single exon. The record is from RefSeq and is marked provisional.
AUGGAGUCGUUUAGCCAAGCUUUCAAGAGGUUUUUGAAAGUUCUGCAGGGUGAACAGAACGCAAGACCGGCUGAAACCCAAUUUUUGAAUUUAAAGUCUCUCAGGAUCAUAUUCACCAGAGUAAGUCAGAAGAAUAUCAAUGAAGACGACUUUGCAUCCUGGACUGCUUUCAUCAAGUACAUGGGGGACUUGGGAUCUACCCCAGUAGAACCCUUAUUGAAAGAAUUCGACUACACCUAUAUUGAGCAUAUCAAGACGCCACUCUCCGAGGGAGCAAUGUUGCAGUCUGAUAUCUUGGCAUACAUCCUUUUGAAGUGUCUAAGCAAACGGCUGCAGUUUUGCUCCAAGCGCAUGAACAAAGUCGAUAACCGGAUUUUCCAAGAGGCAUUACAGCAUACGCCUUAUGGCGAAUACGCAAUUCUCAAGUGGCAUCUUUAUCAAACAACCAAGAAGAACGAGGAUUUGUUAAAGACAAUCAAGGAGCACGAAAAUAAACUCCAGGCAUGCGCAAAAGCACAGGCAUCUCAGGAGAAGAGAUUCAAGGAACUAUCAGACGUCAAUGCAGAGCUUGAACAGGAAAAAAUGGACCUAGAGAUACUCUGUGACACGAAGAUGACGGAGUUGGCCAAAGUAAAUAAGAAAUUGUUUAAAGUCACGAAAGAUUAUGAGCAAUUAAAGGGCGAGAAUGCGGAGUUGAACACGCGCCACUGGGACUCCAAGCAUUUGUCUUCCCCUCUUUUCGAGGGUGCGCCGUCGAUAACCACUCCGGACACACCUGCCUUGUCCGAAGAUAAGAGCUUGCAUUUUAGUCAGUCCAGCGCCGACACUUCGAGGUUGGAGGAGGAGAUUAGGCAUCUCAGGCAGGAGUGUAAUCUCUUGAGCCAUUGGAUCUAUGAAAAUGUCAGUGACAAGCUUUGA